Strongyloides ratti is the source of this 1311-nucleotide messenger RNA. RefSeq names its product Proteinase inhibitor I2, Kunitz metazoa domain and Immunoglobulin subtype domain and Immunoglobulin-like domain and PLAC domain and Immunoglobulin-like fold domain-containing protein. The transcript has a single exon. The record is from RefSeq and is a predicted model, not a curated record. Gene Ontology annotation, molecular function: serine-type endopeptidase inhibitor activity. The coding region runs from base 1 to 1311 and encodes 436 amino acids. NCBI's taxonomy places the organism in Eukaryota, Metazoa, Nematoda, Chromadorea, Rhabditida, Strongyloididae.
AUGCUUCAAAAUUCUGAUGUUUCAAAACGUCAUAGUAUUGAAAAUAACUUUAUUAAUACUAACACAACUAUUACUAACCCAUUAUUACCUGAAUUAUGUAUGUUACCUGAAGAUCCCGGAAAUUGUUUUGGAUCAGAACUUCGUUUUCGUUAUGAUUCUGAUAUAUCAUCAUGUGUGUCAUUUUUUUAUACAGGUUGUAAUGGUAAUGCAAAUCAUUUUACAUCUAUUGAAGCAUGUGAAAGAGCCUGUGGAAAGUAUAUGAAUGAAGAUGUUUGUCUUCUUCCAAAACAUUCUGGUAAUUGUAAUUCUGCAAAAAUUCCAAAAUUUUAUUAUGAUAAUGAAAAAAAUGAAUGUAUACUUUUCUUUUUUGGUGAUUGUCAAGGAAAUGGUAAUAGAUUUAGUACUAAAAGUGAAUGUGAAUAUUUAUGUAGAAAAGAAAUUAAAAAUAAAAAUAUUAUAGAAAAAGAAAAAAAUAUUUGUUUAUUGGAAAGAGAUAGUGGACCAUGUACAGAUUCAAUUUCACAAUGGUAUUAUGAUAAAAAUGAUAAAGUUUGUAAAAAAUUUACAUAUGGAGGUUGUAGAGGAAAUGACAAUCGUUUUGAUACAAAAGAAGCAUGUAAAAUUAGUUGUGAAAAUAAUAAAAUUAAUAUAAAAUCUGAAAGUUUAAUAUUAUCUUCCUUAAAUUAUUCUAAUUUUUUUAUUUGUUCAUUACCAAUGCAAAAGGGUUCAUGUCGUUCUGAAAUUCAAAUGUACUAUUAUAAUUCAACAUAUAAAAAUUGUCAAUUAUUUAAAUAUUCAGGAUGUGGAGGAUCAUUAAAUAAAUUUAAUACAUUAGAAGAUUGUCAAAAUGUAUGUAAUAAUAUAGAAGAAAUAAAUAGUGAAGAAAUAAUUCCUAUUGCAAAAGUUAAUGAAGAUGAAGUAAUUUAUAUAGGAAAUAUGUUUUCAAUAACAUGUAUAAUUAAUGAAAAAUUAAAAAAUAAAUAUAAUGACAAUCAUAUAACAUGGUACAAAAAUUCAAAAGCAAUUGAAUCUUCAAAAAAUAUAAUAUUUUUAGGAAAAUAUAAUGAAAUAAUACAAAUAAAUAGAUCAACAUUUAAUGAUACAGGAUUUUAUUCAUGUUCAAUUGGUGAAGAAGAAAUUGAAUCAAUGAAAGUGUACAUUUUUGUUAAUGCUCCAAUAAAACCAACAAAUUGUAAAGAUAUAGGUAACAAGGAAGUUUGUAUGAAAGCUUUUAAAAAUGGUCAAUGUCAAAAAAAAAGAUACAAAACUUUUUGUUGUGAAACUUGCAAGCAAUUUCAUUUUAAAUUUUAA